AUGAAUCCUGAUGAUCAACGUACAAGUUGUCCAGGUUUUUUGGAUGAAUUUGGUGUAUGGAAUAAUGGUUUUGAAUGUCCACCAUUAACUGGUCAAAUUCGUAUAUGCUGUGAAUCAGAAUCACGUCGUUAUUGUUGUACAUUAGAUAAUUUUCAUAAAACUUCUUCGCCAUCAUCUUCUUUUAAUUUAUUAAAUUCUCUGGGAAAAAAUUCUUAUUCAACUGUGGAAUCAUCUUUACUUUUAAAUGAAACCAAAUCUUCAACAAUUCUAACAUUACCUAUAAUUUUAAUAUGUUUUGUUAUAUUAAUAAUUACUUUCUUAUUAAUUUUCUUAAGUAUAUGUUUUUGGUAUCGUUACCAAAAUCGAAAUAGUCAAAGAAAACAACAAGAAAAUUUAUCAACAAAAACAAAUUUACUUAUUGAUCAUUUUCCAUUUUCACCUCCACAUCAUCAAUUCUUUCUAAAUGAUAAUAAUAGUUUACUUUUUAAUAAUAAAUCUUCACUUAUACAUCAACAAACAAGAGAUACAUUAACAACAACGACCAUAGCUCCAUCAUCAACAACAAGUACAUCAUCAACAUCAGGUCGUAUACCAUCCGAUAUUUAUUAUAAUGAUUGGAAAGAUUUUCUUAUUGCUGCUGAUCAACCCAUGAAUGUAUAUCCAACAAUGUCAUCUCAUAGUAUUGAAUUAAAUAAUGAUCAACAAUAUCAAUUAUAUUAUGGUAAACGUCAACAAAAUGAUGUUAUUGUAUAA
Molecule: messenger RNA, 753 nt
Organism: Adineta steineri
Lineage: Eukaryota; Metazoa; Rotifera; Eurotatoria; Adinetida; Adinetidae
Source: the annotation of a GenBank genome assembly